This is a messenger RNA of Hyaloscypha bicolor E, 2649 nucleotides long. RefSeq names its product SDA1-domain-containing protein. Lineage: Eukaryota; Fungi; Ascomycota; Leotiomycetes; Helotiales; Hyaloscyphaceae. Bases 37 to 2343 code for a protein of 768 amino acids. Gene Ontology annotation, cellular component: nucleolus. Gene Ontology annotation, biological process: ribosomal large subunit export from nucleus; ribosomal large subunit biogenesis. The transcript is spliced from 3 exons. The record is from RefSeq and is a predicted model, not a curated record.
CUACAACACGUCUCUCACCAAACACCCACAGUAACAAUGGGCAAGAAACGAGUCGGCGCACUGGAGAAGGUUGAUGCAGAUCUUCCCAAUCUCCAGUACAAAAUUCGACGGGAUCCAAAAUCAUACAGCGAAGAUUUCUUAAACCAAUAUGGCCAAUACCAAUCCCAGCGAGACAUCUUCCUUGCCUCGCCCACAACUGCAACCUCGACUGGCAUCGUCUCCUUCCGCGACCUCAUUGACUUCGUCGCCCAUGUCGCAGACUGCUUCCCUGAAGACACAGCCUCCUUCCCCUCCGACCUAAAAACAAUCCUCACGCUCCACCACGCCUCGCUCGAGUCCGAACUCCGCGAAAAGAUUGUAGGAAGUCUGGUCCUCCUUCGAAGAAAAGAGAUCAUAGAUUCGGCGGAGUUACUGAAUACGCUGUUCCCGAUAUUGGUUGCUACGCCGAGUAAGACGCUGAGGGCGUUGCUGUUUCAGAAGAUUCUGAGCGAUUUGAGGACGAGCAAUUCGAAGAGUGUUAAUCAUCGCUUGAAUAAGACGAUUCAAACGGCGCUGUUUAAUUUGUUGACGAGUGAUCGGGCGAGCGCGAAGGGUAUUUGGGCUGUGAAGAUUACAAGGGAGUUGUGGAAGCGGCAGAUAUGGACGGAUGCGAAAGCAGUGGAGAUCAUGAAAGAGGCGGCGUUAGCGGAUAACGAGAAGGUUAUUGGCGGCGGUGUGAGGUUUUUCCUCGGUGGGGAUAAGGAGAGGGAAGAGCUGGAGGAUGAGAGUAGUGAUGAGGAAGCUGGAAUUGAUAUCGGGAAGCUGAAACAUCAGGCGGGCAUCAAUAAGAAGAGUAGGAAGACCAAGAAGAGUCUUGAGGAGGCGGUCAAGAAGGUCAAGAAGACGGAGAAGAAGAAGAAUCAGCCGCAUCCGCUCAAUUUCUCUGCUUUACAUCUGUUACACGACCCCCAAGGAUUCGCAGAUACCCUGUUCUCUAAACAUCUACAAAACUCGAAAUCGAAGCUGAAUCUGGAGCAGAAACUGCUGGUUUUACAACUGGUUUCGAGGUUGGUUGGUUUACACAAGCUGACGGUUAUCUCACUCUACUCUUACUUCAUCAAAUACCUCACUCCCCGCCAACCCUCAGUUACAACCUUCCUCGCGUGUCUCGCCCAAGCAACACACUCCCUCGUCCCACCUGACGCUUUAGAGCCCCUCGUCCAGAAAAUCGCCAACGAAUUCGUCUCAGAAGCUUCUGCCUCAGAAGUCGCAUCCGCAGGCCUGAACGCCAUUCGAGAAAUCUGCGUUCGGCAACCACUUGCUAUGAAUGAGACUUUACUGCAAGAUCUUGUUAUGUACCGAAAGAGCAAAGAUAAGGGCACGGUGAUGGCUGCGAAGGGAUUGCUGUCGUUGUAUAGAGAGGUUGGAGCAGAUUUAUUGAAGAAGAGAGAUAGAGGCAAGACUGCUACGAUGGGGCUUAAGAGCGGGAAUAUCAAGGAGCGACGCUUUGGUGAGGAGGAAGUGGGUGGUAUUGAGGGGCUUGAAUUGCUUGAAGAGUGGAAAGCUGAAGAGCGGAAACGGAAACGCGCUGAGAAGGGACUUCCUGAACUCGGCUCGGACGAAAGUGAUGAGGAUGAAGACGGAGACGAAGAGGAAACUAAGGGCUGGGAGAACUGGGACGCAGAGUCUGAUGCUUCGUCUGAUUCCGGAGGGUGGAUCAAUGUUGAGAGCGAUGCCGAGAUCGAGAUUUCCGAUUCGGAAGAUGAGAAGCCUGCUGUUAAGAAGGCGAAACUCGAUCCCCUUGCCACAAAAUCGAAACCCGAAUCCGAAACUCCUGGCAACGAUGAAGAGAAGGAGAACGCAGAUAAAGACAAAGCUCGCGAGCAGAAAAUCUCAAAGCUUGCUACGACGAAGAUUUUAACACCAGCCGACCUGGCGAAGCUCCAAGAACUCCGUCUCCAAGCGUCAGUUUCCAAGGCAAUGGGAAAAUCCAACUCUAAAUCCCAAUCCCAACGCUUAAAGGAACUCGCAGAUCGACACGCCGACGAUCCUCUCACAGCAGAGCAAAUCGAAGGGCUCUCCAAACUUCGCAAGAGCACUCGGGAAGAGAAGAUAGCAUUAGCUAGAGAAGGGAAAGGUGAGAGGGGCGAGCAUAAGAGUACGCAAGCGCUGAGAAGACAGAAAAAGGAUGCGGAGGGGAAGAGUACCACGAAUAAGGAGAAGUCGAGGAAGAAGAAUUUCAUGAUGACGCUGGGGAAGGCGAAGUUUAAGCAGAAGAGGAGCUUGACGCAGACGAGACGGGUGCUGAAGGGGCAUAUUGAGAGGAGUAAGAGAGGGGGGAAGAGGGGGAAUGUUGGAAUGUAGUGUGUGGACUAUUAGCCGCUGCGAAAAGAACAAGAUAUCUGCUUGAUUAAUCGAUGGGCGUUGGAACAUCGGCGAGUGAGUGACUGAUGUCUUCGUUAUCUUGCUUCAGUUUGGGACAAAAAUCUUGGUACAUGCGUCUCCUCGCAACAGGCGACCACAUCUUCAAUGUCUCCACAAGUAUUCGGACAUUGAGCUCUCUAGAGCCUCUGUUACAAUCCUUGCUACGUGGUCGCAGUUUGCAUUACUGGCCACUGCAGUCUCUGAUCUUGCUAUUAAUUUAGUUCCCGCUGCCCAUCUAUUAGACUC